Echinococcus granulosus is the source of this 1320-nucleotide messenger RNA. Its product is annotated as AP-2 complex subunit mu-1. The transcript has 7 exons. Gene Ontology annotation, cellular component: cytoplasmic vesicle; AP-2 adaptor complex. Lineage: Eukaryota; Metazoa; Platyhelminthes; Cestoda; Cyclophyllidea; Taeniidae. The record is from RefSeq and is a predicted model, not a curated record. Gene Ontology annotation, biological process: intracellular protein transport; clathrin-dependent endocytosis. The coding region runs from base 1 to 1320 and encodes 439 amino acids. Gene Ontology annotation, molecular function: clathrin-cargo adaptor activity.
AUGAUCGGUGCCUUGUUCAUAUAUAAUCACAAGGGGGAGGUUUUGAUUCAGCGAUUUUUCCGUGACGAAAUACCGAAAACUGCCGUUGAUGUGUUUCGUGUCCAUGUUAUACACUCCAGACAUCAAAUCCGUUCGCCAAUCGUUAACAUUUCUAGGACUAGUUUUUUUCAUGUAAAACGAGGAAAUAUCUGGCUUUGCUCUGUCAGUCGACGUAAUUUAAAUGCCGCAGCCGUUUUUGAGUUGCUGCAAGCCAUUUUGGGUGUUUUUCAACAGCAUUUGGGUCGUGUUACUGAGGAGAAUAUUAAAAACAAUUUCGUCCUAAUCUAUGAGCUUCUUGACGAAGCAAUUGAUUAUGGUUACGCUCAAAAUACGGAUACCGACGUUCUUCGAAAUCUUAUUACCCAAGCUGCCAUCAAAUCUGCAAACAAAGAAGAAACAACCCAGAUCACCAAUCAGGUUACUGGACAGAUCAGCUGGCGCCGCGAAGGCAUCAAAUACAGGCGCAACGAACUUUUCCUGGAUAUAACUGAGUCGGUUAAUUUGCUGAUGUCACCUCAAGGACAGAUUUUGUCGGCUCAUGUUGUCGGUAAGGUAGUGAUGAAGUGUUAUCUUAGUGGGAUGCCUGAUUGCAAAUUCGGUUUCAAUGACAAAAUCAGCCUUGAUAAUCGACCCAAAAACUCCGGCGCUAUUGGCAGUGGGGAUGAUCUAGCUCCUGAGUCCGUUAGUGGUGUCGCAAUCGAUGACUGUCAGUUCCAUCAAUGCGUGAAAUUGAACAAGUACAGCACCGACCAGGCAAUCUCAUUCAUUCCACCCGAUGGCGAAUUCGUUCUCAUGCGUUAUCGCAAGACGCGUGAAAUCACACUACCUUUCCGACUCAUUCCAUUGGUGCACGAAAUUGGGAAGCAUAAGUUGGAAAUCAAGGUUGUCGUGAAGGCCACCUUUAAGCCUAGCCUCCUUGCCCAAAAGGUGGAGGUGCGCAUUCCCACUCCGAAAAAUACCAGUGGUGUUCAGGUGAUUUGUUCGAAAGGCAGAGCCAAAUACAAAGCAACGGAGAAUGCUAUUGUGUGGAAGCUUCCACGCAUUGCAGGGAUGAAGGACUCCCAACUAUCUGCCGAAGUUGAAUUGCUUCAGUCGUCGGACAAAACACAACGUGUCGGUCGCUCGCCGAUUUCUAUGAAUUUCGAGGUUCCCUUUGCACCUUCGGGCUUCCGAGUUCGAUUCCUGAAGGUUUUUGAGCCGAAGCUGAAUUAUUCAGAUCACGAUGUCAUUAAAUGGGUUCGCUACAUUGGAAAAAGUGGUCUCUACGAAACUCGGUGUUGA